Paramuricea clavata is the source of this 6712-nucleotide messenger RNA. Lineage: Eukaryota; Metazoa; Cnidaria; Anthozoa; Malacalcyonacea; Plexauridae. The record is from the annotation of a GenBank genome assembly.
AUGGAUAUAGGUGUCCAAAACCUAAAAGGGGAAUAUCUUUUGAAGCUACCAUCUCGGUCAAAGACUGUAUAUAAAGCUGGAACAAGAAUCAAAUAUAUCCGUAAAGCAAAUCUUUACAAUGAUGAGAUCAUUAUUCCUGGACCAGUAAACCAACAGCUCAAACUUGUGGUACGAGUUGCUCUAUCAUGAUGCUAUAUUACAGAAUAAUGACAUAUUGUAACUGUAAUUCCAAAAUAAGGAAUGCUCGCAGGAAGAAGUAGAAGUAAUCUAUAAGGUUAAUAGUAUAAAUAAUGAAGGCCCUGAAAUUGACUAUCUCGGAGAGUGUUGCCUGUGGAAAAGGGUCUGCCAUGACUUUUGCCUAAAGAUUUUGAUAAGAAGAGGAGCAGAUAAUUUAAUUUGAAUCAUGCCCAAAACGCCUAAGCAUCAUGCUGAGAAUAACAGUGUUCUUUUAUUAAGGUCAAUUUGACUCGAGGUGAUCAAAAUGAUGUCACCUCUGAGUGAACUGACUCAUGUAUUCGUGAUCGCGCAUCCUUACCGUCGUCCAUUUUAUCAAAAUAGAAAAUGUCGAAAAUUGAACAAUUCGUAAGGUUAUUUUUACAUUCUUUUUCAGUUUGUCUACAUAAAGAGGAGAAAUCAAGGAGUAGACAUACAUUAUUACAGUCCAACUAACACACCUGUCAAGCCUUCGAAGAAAAUGUUUUACUGGAAUUCUACUGAAUUGUCAGUUUGUUCCAAAUCGUGUGCUGGUGGUGAGUAAAAAUUGAGUUGAUGCAUGCGUUAUGAGGUAAAAAAUUUCCGAAAACUAAUAUGUUAUGCUAUACGUGUUUCACUACGUAAAUAUCGUUCUUUAAGUGAUUUAAGCUUGAUUGGAAUGGCAAACUUUACUAAGUAGAUAACUACCAGUAUAGCCUAUACCAACUGAAAACGUAUGGUCAAAUCGACAACAUAUUUCAAUCAACUUUCAACCCUCGUAUCCAGAGCCUUUGAGCUCCGUGUGUACAAGAUUGCCGUACGUUUGUUCCAUACCUACAGUACUUUAUGAAAUUUAGCAGCCUGACUGAAUAGCCGCUCUCCCGAACGUUGAAGCCUUCUGAACGUAGCAUUAAUUAAGCUACAUGUACUUAUUCAUAAACAGAAUAACAAAACCCAUUACUUUCUGAAUUCCGCGGAAAUCACAACCUCUACGGCUCUACCUCGUUUCACGGAUUUUCCUGUCGGUCAAAGAUACGACAGUGUGCACUUCUUUGAACUGUUCGCAUUCAAAUACUUGAAAAAUACGAAAGAAGACUUGAGAAACACGAGCGAAGGUCCUUCGUCUGGAAGUUAUACUAACUUCAAGUAGUACUCUAAGUGUCUGUGAGUGACUGCGUCUCAUCGUCUGGAAGGCUACCAACUUUGAGCAUGAAGUUCAUUUUGUAUUUUCGGAUAAUUAGUUGAAUCUUCUGUACAGUGCUUGCAGUUUGAAUCCUUGCUACCUCCACUAUAACCCACCGCGUUUGAGAGUGUGUUCUUCCUUGAGCCAAUAUAUAAUUACGUACGGCAUCUUUCAGUUCUUUCCUUGCAUCAUGGCGACACAAAAACAAGCGACACAGCGCACACCGUAGGAAGAUUCCAUUUCAAGCAAAAGCUAAAAAAGGCUAUCUAACAAUUUUCACUGUUAUACCGACAUUCAGUCGUCUUUGCUCCGAUCUGAUCCGGGGGCAUGCAGUAGCUCGUAAAAUCCUCCAAAUAUACUUUUCAUUCCCUUGUCAUGUCCAUCUUCAUAUUCCUCAGUGAUAUUUAGAAGUUCUUUCAAAUAGCCCUCCCAUCUUUGUCUACUCUCUCGAUUUCCUAUUUUUCAGUUUCAUAACGUUACUAUAUAAUUGGCAUUCCUUCAUCUCUGUAUUUCCUAUAAUUAUCUUUAUCUGCUCUAUGUGGGUCCUCAAAUAAGGAAAUAAAUAUUUACAUAAAAUCUAACUAUAAUUAUUGCAAUCUUUACUCCAAACAGUAUACAGCAUGCAACAAGAUUAUGAAAAAUUAAUAAUUAAUUAGAAAUCCCAAGAAGUUCAAAAAGUUAAUUAAAUGGUCAAUUAAGUCCACACUUAAAACACUAAGAUAACAAGUUAUCCAUAACAUACUGAGACAUAGUUGUUUUAAAAGCUAAUAAGCUACUAGAAUCUUUAACAAAUGACGGAAGAUUAUUCCAUUCAUUAAAAACAUAUAGUGCGAUGUUUGUUGUCCCCAAUUAGUUCUACAAAGGGGGGGGGGGAUCUUAUUAACUGUUUAUUUCUUGUAUCAUGACAGUGUAAAUCACGUCCUUUAGUUUCUUCCAUAUUAAAGUCAACAUUGUUCAAGGCUCAUUUAUAAACAAAACUACAUCAUUCUGUGAAAUUGUCUUCUAUACAACAAAGGAUACCACUUCAAUCAACAUCGAUUGGUAGAUCCAACACAGACUUUGCAGUUUUAUUGUGAAGAACGAGCCCUCCUCAUGUACUCCAAAAUGCUCUGACUGAAAACAAUGCUGUAUAACCUACUCUAAUGACGUCUUUAUAAUUUAUUAGGGAUAUCUACCAGGACUGUUUCGUGUUACCGCCGGGAUGAUCAUACAAGAAUCUCCAAUACAGCCUGUAAUAAGAGAAGAAAGCCACAAUCCGAAAUUUCAUGUAAUAAUCAGGAUUGUCCACCAGAGUAAGUUAGUUAUCAAUGCGAGUUCUGGCGGAAAUUUCAGUUUUUUGUCUGCAAAUUGAAAUUAUGAUAUAUCUCACUAGAGAAUAUUUCCCCUUAUAUAUAUUUGUGAAAGUUCUCUUAAUUUUAUUGAGCUUUCGACUCGGUAAUUCGAGUCUUCAUCAGACUGAAUUAUAUUAAAAUUAAUGAGUUUGAAAUUUCGCGUUGUUGUUUGCGUUCUUGUAUACGCCAGGAGCGUCUGAUUGGUUGUUCGCUUGACGAUGAUCCCAUUUCAUUGGUGGUUAGUAAAACAAUUCUGAUGAAGACUCGAAGUACUGAAUCGAAAGCUCAAUAAAAGUUAUUAUCAAUCCGGAGAACUUUCACAAAUUAUAAUAUGCCUAUAAUUAUAAUUAUAAUAAUCCAAUUUUUUUCGGUUAUGUUCAUGCUUAUAUAUAACAAAAUUAAUCUGUUGAAUCUGUUAAGGUGGUACUCUACUAUUUCAUCAUGUUCCCAAACUUGUGGUAAAGGGGUUCAGUUAAGGAAAACAGUAUGUCGACGACUGACAACGAAGUCCUGGGUUGUUGUAGGAAACAGCAGUUGUGUUGGAUUGCCUUCAACAAAUUUGCCUUAUCAACAAUUUUGUAAUCAAAUAGCUUGUCCACCCGAAUAUGUUCCACUUCCCUGGUCUCAGGUAAAUUAAAUGAAAUGAAUCACCAAUACCUGGGCGUGGCCUUCCAGUGAACUAAAUAUAACGUAAUAUUCGUUUAAUGAGCCUUCCACAUUUGUUUCCGAGCUGUAGUUCUGCAUGGUCUACUCAGGGCCGUUGCGAAGAUUUUAAAGCAGGCAGGUGUAGUAUCGCAUUUGCCGACAACAUUUCGCCGGGGGGAGGAAAAAAAUUCUUUCCGGCCAUUAUCAUUUUCAUUCACUUUAGGGUGUUAACGUACGUUAUUUUCAAAAUGUUUCGUUAAUAUUUUCGUAAAUUUCUCCACAUUUUUUCUAUAAUUGUUACUUUUUAAUCAGUUUAACUCAAAUAUUUUAAUUCCUUUUCUUCUUCUCCAAUUCGUGUUUUGUUGACUACGACAAAUCCGUCAUUUUGGCGAAAAGAUGUUUUCAGGGGGGGGGGGGAGUACAUACCAGCGACGGCCCUGGACUUACUUGAGGAAAACUUUCAUGCCUUGCGCCAUUUCCUCACAAGGUUUCGAGUUAUUCUAUUCCUUUCAGCAAACGACUCCCAUUAUUGUGACUUUACUAUAUCAAGUAUAACUGCAUGCGUAGGGUGUUUAUCUGUAUCUUCGUAUAGUGAUUCUCCCAGCGGAGGUCCUUCUUUUGAAAUUUCAAAAUGUCAGUGUCUUCAACAUUUUAAUUUAUUUACACGCUUUUUUGUUGAGAAGCCACAAGUAUAAAAUUUAAUAUAUUAUACUAGAUACGAGAUUCAACUAUAAUACACGAUUAUUUUACAAUUAUGUUGAAUAUAUUAAUAAGACAAAAAAAGCCAGAUGGUUAUCAUUCGAAUAUUGCAAAGGUAGAAAUAUCUUAAUAACAAAUUGUGGAAACCAAAAUCUUCAGAAAAAGUUACUUAACGUUUACUGUUAUACCUGACUAGAGUUAUUUCAUUUAAGACGAUAAAAGUUUCGCUUCAUAGGCACUGCACAUUAUGAAUAUUGUUCCUUGUGCUACAUAACAUCGUAUUACAAGCUCCUUAGCUUAAUCUGUCAAAUUUAUUUUCAGUGUUCGACAACAUGCGACUUGGGUUUAAUGACGAGAAAAUUGAAAUGUGAGAUGUUAAAUGAUGAUGGAAUAAGUGUCAUUCUACCAAAUUCAACUUGUGAACAUCAUCAUGCUGUCAAACCUGCGACCACAGAGCAGUGUAACUAUGACCAGCCAUGCCAUCGUAAGUAAUUUCUUUUGUUCCACUCUUUUGUAAUCCACUCAUCCGUCUCACCUCUCUCCUGCUGGCUUGUGUUUAUAUUUGUGCAUGUUUCGCAGGAAGGCUUAAUAACGAAACACAGUAUUAAGAAACGUAAAACGAUAGCCCAUUAAUAAAUAGAUAGUAAUUGCAAAACACACGUAUUUCUUAGUAAUGAAGGAGGAAGGCAAUGAUCAACGGUGUGGUCAAGCAGGCUUACGUUUUCCAUUAUAUAUAGUAUAAUAUUCCGAUUUGACUACUUACACACAUGUAACCGUUACAUUUUUGAGUAACUGCAACGGUAACAAGUUACCUUGGGCGGCGCUAGCUAAAGGAAGGGUGGGGGAGGGGGGUGGGGAGUGUGGAACAACCUGAUGUAAAUGUCCUUCUAACACAUCAUUAGAUAUUCAUAGCAUUUCGGCCAAUAACAUGGUGUAAUUUACAUCACGUGUAUCUAUCUGUAUACCCGUCUAGACCAAGACUUUAAUUACUUCAAGUGGGAAGGGCUUUGAACAAUAGGGAAAUUGAGAGGUAAACAAAAGAUUAUGCAAAUAUAUUUAAUUGCUAUGUUUAGAAUUAUUUCUAAAUACAGUAAGCUGUAUUUAGAAAUUUUUUCUAACUACACUUUACAUCUAACACUUUUUCUGAACGUUUGAAAACUACAUAAAUAUACGAAAAGGAAAAUUACGAUUGUUUACCAACUAUCAUAAUAAACAGUACAGCAAUAAUACAGCAACUUACCAGUAAUGUUUACCGUCUAAUAUAUUCAACAAUUUUCCACCAAAUAGCGCCUUAUCACACACACUAUCUGAUGUCGUUUUUCGGGGGUACGGAUUUCCAUCCUUAUAAUUGUCAGCGAGUGGCUUUCUUUACAUUUUCAAAACUGUGCUCAACACUUUCCGGUUCUCGAAACCGCUUUUUCUUAUAAGAAGAUGCCAUACUCUUUUGCCAACAAAAUUCAUCAUUCUAUUCACGCAGUGGCGUGCUGGGUACUAUGUUUCUGGGGGGAGGGGCAGUGGGCUAUCAACUAAUAUGCGCCCCUGGCUAAUAAUUGAAUAGCUAAUAAUUUCAUGCCUCAUUGCUAUGAUAUCUAAUGAUGUGUGAGAAGCAAUUUCAAAUCCUCGUUAGUGUUUUAAACUUGGCUUCCAAAUCCCCAGUGCCAUGAACAAUGGCUCGGCUGCGCCUCGCCAUUGUUCAUGUCGCUUGUAUUUGGAAACCACGUCUAAAACACUAACUUGGAUUUGAAAUAUUACAUAAAGAUCAGCUGCUCAUAUUUUCAUAAUUAUAGUACGUAACAUUUUGCCUGUGCUAGGACCAGUGCUUGGUUCUUCGCAAGGAUACAUUCUCUUUUUCCGUGAGACCAUGACCCGGAUCACAAAGAAAUGCACUUUUGUUUCUAAAUUAGAUAUAAGAGAAAAAUAAUUAUUUUCAUUGCUUACGGACAUGCACUCUUCACAGCGAAGCUGGAUUAACUGAUCAGAUCACUAGCAGUAAGUCAAAGCUGCUAGUGUUCGCCAAAACUUGGUCAAACCAUGAGGUCCAUGACGUUAAUGACUUCGCGACGUCGCUGUGUAUUCUAUUUACUCCUCAUUAUUCCGAGUUUAAUAUUCUGCACUAUUCCUCAAGUAUUCCCCGAAUCAAUAACCUUUUUCUAUAUUACAUAUUUUCACUCCAAUCUUUUGUCAGAUAUUGCACAGUAUGAGAAAGUUGGUUGUUUCCGAGACAGAGGUGGUAAGAGACGCGUAUUUCGCAUGCUCAAAAAUCUUCGCGGUCAAAUAGACUGGUGGCAUCCGUCGUAUACUGUUGGAAACUGUUCCAUUCACGCACAGGAGAGAAAAGCUAUGUAUUUCGCAAUUCAAUUCUACGGAGAGUGCUGGGCAACAACAGAUCCAGGUGUACGCUAUGAUAAGUAUGGUCGGUCUACGAAUUGUUGGUAUGGGCUUGGUGAACACUGGACAAAUUAUGUCUACAAACUUCUGGUCAAAACUUCUGCAUAAUAUAAUUUAUGUACUUUGCUUUAUCGUGUGGUGUGCAUUAAUAUUUAGCCCAGGGAAUCUUACCUGGAUUCUCCGAGGCAUUAUAACAUAAUUAUAUAUCUUAUAAGUUAUAUAGAUAUUGUUAUACAAUAUACAGUGUGUAUGAUUCAUUGCUACAGAAAAAUUC